AUGGCGGCGGUUAUCUGGUUUACGUUGCAACCCGAUGAUCGAAUACCAACUAAAAUAAAACAAGGUGAAAUCAUUCAUGUUGUCAUUGACGCUUAUGACAUGUAUGGUGAAAAGAGACAUAUCGGAGGAGAUUUUUUCUGUGGUGUAAUGUACAAUACGAAGUUGAAUAAGAGAACUAGUGGGAAGGUAGUCGAUUUCAGGAAUGGGACAUAUAGUGCAUAUUUUUACGCUGGUUGGCAUGGAUACGCCAAUAUAACAAUCACACUGUGGCAUACAAGGGAAGCUAAGCGUUGGAUAGACACAGUGUAUAGACCAAACGAACACCAUGUUGAUUGGCUUGGGCACUUCAAGAUGGGAGAUAGAUUAGAAAAAUCUUUAUGUCACGUCAUCCGGGAUGGAGUAUGGAAAAACAAAUGCGAAUAUCGGAACGAACAUGCCUUGGGGAAUACAGUAUUUAUAUGUGAUAGGCCGGCAACCUUGCCAUGUGACUCUCUACAUGUAGUUUAUUCCGUUAGACAGAGCCUGGGUGAACAUGUUGAUGACGUGCUCCAACCAGAACAGAAAUUUAUGUUCGAAAGAAUGACUGAUAUGCGUUUCAUUUCAUCCAGACCAUACUUGGCAACAGAUGUUUUUGGAAGUCCGAUGGGAGUUCAUAUCGAAGGCAAUUCGAAAGGAAAUAAAGAUGUUUUAAAUAGUCGUCCGCCGUGCCAGCCACGCCUUCCUGUAUACGUGGAGUCCAACGGUUGGUGGGAUGACCACACUUCCUGGACAUCACUUGUAUGUAGAACCAGUCACUGGACGAAUGACACAAUACCAGAAUGCCUAACAAACAAAACUGUUUACCUACUCGGAGAUUCAACACUCAGACAGUGGCACGAAUGUUUGACAGUAAUGAUGCAACAAAACGUUACUAAUAACUCAACCAAUCGUUUCUUCUCUGACACGCGGUAUAACAUUACACUGGAAUUUAUAUUCCAUGCCAUUAUGAUUGGUAGCCAUGUAGUCAACUUCCGGGACCAACAUUUUGAGACUGACGUCAUCGACAGCAUACAGCAGUGUAACGUUGUCAUAGUUUUGAGUCUGAGUUACCAUUUUGCUACUUGGAGUAAAGAAUCAUAUUUAGAACGACUACUAUGCGUUCAACGUGCAAUACAACGUCUUCAAUUACGAUGUCCAGGCGUGGAUGUCAUUGUGAAAAGUUCCCACCCUCGCGAUCACAAUACAGUGCAGUCACACAUACACAGCAGUGACUGGACGUUGUUUAACAUGAACAGGAUAAGUAGGGAAAUAUUUGAAAGGAUAGGUGUGGGUUUUAUCGAUGUGUGGGACAUGUCUCAGUCCCACGUUGCACAGAACAAUGUUCACAUGCCAAUCGAAUCAGUAAUACGACAACAAAUUGACAUAUUCUUGUCAUUUAUUUGUUCCAAAAGUCAUUAA
Messenger RNA from Saccoglossus kowalevskii, 1437 nucleotides. Its product is annotated as NXPE family member 4-like. The record is from RefSeq and is a predicted model, not a curated record. Lineage: Eukaryota; Metazoa; Hemichordata; Enteropneusta; Harrimaniidae.